Messenger RNA from Porites lobata, 25009 nucleotides. The record is from the annotation of a GenBank genome assembly. Lineage: Eukaryota; Metazoa; Cnidaria; Anthozoa; Scleractinia; Poritidae.
AUGGCGUCUACAGCUGUCGUAAACUGUUCUGGCUUGCAGGUUGCAGAUAACUGCUUGUUUCUUCUUAAAAGCGAAGGUAAGUUUCUAACAUCCAAUUACUGUGCGUGUGCUUCAGUUAUGUCCUAUGUUUAUGACGUAAAUCGUUCUCUGUGCAGCGAAUUUGGUAUGAUUCUGUUUUGUAAUUAAUUUCCUCCAACAGAUCCAAUUAAGUUAAAAGCUUAUUCGUACGCUUUGCGGGAAUGGCAAACGUUGAAGUGCGCUAUGGGAAGUUAUUCCUUUAAUUAUCGUUCAACUGAUCUUCAUAUCCACACAAAGGUAAGUUCUUAUUAGGUUCAUCAAUGAGAACAUUAGUUAAUGUGCUUUGCAGUUUGCUCAUUUUGGGGUCAUACCCGGUGUAAUAUAAUUUAUUCGUUUGCUUUGUUUUAUGGAUUAUUUUCAGGGUUAGGUUCACUGUUAAGGAUGUUUUGUUUUUUGAGGGGUUUGCGUCAGCUGUGAGUAAUAAAUUAUAUUACACCAGAAAUGAGCCUCAUUUUACCUGUCAUCGAUCUCCUUCUUGACAUUUGCUGUUUGUUGUAAACUUGAUUCUGAAUCUUUCUAUGGUUUAGGUGUGGGGGUCUGGACCCCCUUAUUCGACCUGACAGUUGUUUUUGUGACUGAAAUUCGUACAUUGACAGGAUAGUAAUCAGUGAUUAAGUGGCUGAUUUUUUUUUAAUGAAACGCACAUUGUAUUUUCCCACUAAACUUAAUUCCAGGGAUGUUCGAAAAUGUAUUGUUAUUGUUUUUGGUUACCUUCUUAUGAUUUAUAACCUCAUUUGGGAAAACCUACACUAACUAUGUUUCCUUAAACGGUUAGAUUGUUGGCUUUCUGUUAAUUAUUCGUUAGAUGAUUCAAUGAAAAUAGUUAGAGGCAUUAGGCAAUUUGUUAGCAACUCAUCCGUGUCAGUUAGAGCGUUAGUUGUAUCCAACAGAGGCGUUAGUCCACUUGUUAGCAACUCGUGCAUAUCAGUUAGAGCGUUAGGUCAGGGAACUAAAGCGUCAAUGGAUGAUUCUAUUGCUAUGCUGAUCAAGGCUGAUGGCUUUAUUUUCAAAGAAUGAACUGGGCAUUGUCUACUGGCAAGAGUUUUUGUCAUCUUCAGAACAAGCUUUCUUCACAAGGGAAUGGUGUUGCCAUCCCCCCAGUUUCAGUUCUACCAUAAAAGAUCAACCCAGAAGGCUUUUAAAGCGAGGAACGUCGAAAGUACUUGUAUGGUGAAACAAGACAGUUGCACCAGUUCCAUCAUCAGUGAACUUUAUCAGCUCUAUGAUAUGACUGUAGAUGUAACUUUUCAUAAUUCAAUCCCACACUGUAAGAGAAUUAGGAUUAUUAUUGCAGUUAUUGUGUAUACACCAUUCGUACUUACUUAUGUAAUAAAACAAUGAAGUUCUACUGAAUAAUUUUUUGGGAUAUUUUCUGUUGUUCUUUUAGCAGUUAUGUUCAGUUAACUAAACUAAGCUAUUGCCCUAUUGCAAGUUCUGAUAGUUCUAGGGUGAAAGGAAAAUUUAUAGGCAUCGUUCAGUGUGGUGCACAAUUAGGAGAUCUCAAAGCUCUUUUAUUGCGAGAUAAUUCAGUUCGUAGGGAAAUACGAACAAGCCCUUUAUAGAUCUUGUAAAACAUGAACACUUGGUUGAUCAAUUUUGGGUAAUCGAGCUCGAACUUUUGAGUUUGAUUGAGUUUGCGAGCAUAAUUGAACAAUACUCUUCAUGAGUUCAAUUAUCAAAUCAAUCAAACUUUAUUGAACUUAUCGAACAUGGUCCAGCUCAAAAACCAUUGGAUUAAGUUCGGUAAUUGAACAAAAUUAAACUGUCUUGUUGUAAUACUCCAACUAACGAAACAAUCAAACUUAAUGAAAGGACUGAAAAUAACACAGAGGUCAAUCGAACUCCUUCGGCCAUUUAGCAUUUUUAUUUAGAAAGGGCUAGCAAAUUUAGCAUGGGUGGCUCUGACCCGACAACUUGAAAGUCGAUCGGUAUCAAAACAGACGGCUGAGGCAAGAAUUUCAUCCUUAAAUAAUGGAAAUAAUGCGUUGGAUCGAAACCCACCAACCACAAAUUAAAGAAAAUAACCAACACGUAACACAACCAAUGAAGUACCUGGGAGUAUAAUUCACUGUCAACAAAGGAAGUGCAGUAGCCAAUGCAUUUCGGUAAUUUUUGAUCCUCCGCUUAUAAUAGCAAUCCACGCAAACAGAAUAAAAGGUCUCACCCAUAAGAUGAAAUUUCAUUUCUAUUCAUUUUCUAGAUUACAAUGGCUCUCCGAAAAUUGUUGCGCGAGACAAACUUACUGUCAGAAGCUCUCUUCUUCUAUCCUGAAGAAAAUAUGACUGGAAUUGGCCCUGCAAAAAUUAUCUUGCAAAAAUUAACGUUGUUAUUGGAGGGACUGUUAACUAGCGAGGAAAAGGAGUGGAAGCUGAAAUCAUCACCUUAAGUGGUAAGUAAAGUAAUUAACUGUUAACUGUGUUUUUCUGUUGCAAGGUUUGCCCUUCUACCAGAUAUCUCGACUUACCAUGUUUUUGUUCUUUUCUUGUUGUACCAAGUACUGAUGAACUAAAUGAGAAGGAUCUGUUUUGGUCAAAAAAGAAUCUUGAAGAAACUACUCAAGUUGAUUCCGUCAGUGCACCAAACGGACCUCCAAAGAAGAGAUCACGAUUGGUGAGUUUGGUUAAUCUGUAUCAUCAAUAUUACCAGUUUUGUUUGGUUAUGUGAUAUAUGACCUUCUAUUUAGUGAUGUUACUAUUUAGAAAUUACUAAUGCUAACUGAAGAUCGUGCUUAAAUUUAGUAGUCCGACUCAAAUAUUAAAGCGUUAACUUGGCACUGCCUUUAAGCGGUCACAAAGUCAUUUCAGGAGAAAAACUGAGGAAAAAUUGGCAAAGUUUUUAUUUCAGGAGAAAAGCUGAAGUGGUGGAUUUGCAAGGAGGAGGUAAAAAAGGGUGCAAAAAGACAAAGGACACGGUCAAAAACAGAGCCACCAUCUAGAACUCCAAUAGUAGUAGGCACAAAUGUGCUGAAGUGGUGGACUUUUUUGCAUUGAGAAGGAUAAAGGAAAAUUUAUUGUUUCAUAUUUAAACAUCAUGUGAAAACUCUACAUGUUUUCGGCCAAAAAAAUUUGAGGUUUGAUUUUAAGUAUUUGCUUGGAUCAUGGUCUUCCUUGAAAAGCGUUUUUCUGUCAUAAGUACAGUUCGUUAAAGCUGUUUUUAGUCAAUGAUUGCAGUCCAAGUAAAGAAGUGUUUUCACACUUUGUUAAUGAAUUGGAAUCAUCUCUUAUUUCAAAUUUUCCAUUUUUGCGUAAUAAUUGCACGUACUGGAUUAUGGUAAGCCAAGCUGCUUUGCUGAUUUUACUUAACUUGAAAAUUUUAUUACCAUUAAGUUUUGUUCACUGAAAAACUUUGGAUCGCUUUCUUUCAGGAGAAAACUAACUCUAAUGCGUCAGCAAAGACCAAUGAUAGCUCCGCAACGCCAUUAUCUGCACAGGUAAUUCUGUAGUAACUAUUUUUAACAACUUGUAGUUAUGAAGGUUUGGCUUAUAAAAAAGAAUUUCAUCCAUGUGCAUUUAUAUUGGCUGCAUUGCGGCUGGCCCACAGAAGGGUUAUGGUGUCUGUAAUGCAGGCUACAUUUUUUACCCUUACUCAAAAGAAGUAUAAUAUUUUGAUUCUGUUUUAAAAUAACUUCAUUUGUCCAGCAAAUUUGAACAGCAGUUGUUUCGCAAAUAUGCAAGCAUUUAGUUUUAAACGUCUGAAGUCAGUUGGUCUGAAAGUCUAGAAGUAAGUUCCCGAGCGCCUACAAUUUGUAGAUAUUUAAAGUAGGUUUUAGUGCAGGCAACUUUUUGUUUUUCACUUCUAUUAACUACGUGAACGUCUUACAUGUACGCUUUAACUGAAACGUUUGCAAAAUUUUGUUAUGAUUGUGUUUAAAUCACGGUAACUGAAACUGAUACUCCAUUUUUUUAUUUUCUUCUUUAGAAAGAUCACUUUGCAGGAGACCGAUACAAAGAAUUCUUAAAGGAAGAAAGAAAGAGGGAAGAAGACCUGGCAGCUAAAGGUAAAAGCGCAACCAAGAAAUUGAAUUUUCCUGAUUCUUCCCACGAUGUCAUCAUGAAAAAAAUUGAUUCUCCAGACAACGUCAGCCUGAUUAAAAAGCAGCUUGAGGCACAAACAAGAGAGCAUGGUUUUCUAAAGAAUCAGAUUCCAGAUCACGAGCAAUUCUUAAAGGUAAGCACAAAGCAAUGUAGUUUCUUUAUUCUCCGUCAAGAAUCAGGUUGCAGUGGCUACCAAAUAAUAGCAACACACUCCCUCAAAAAGCUCUUUCUUUCAGUCUUCUUUUCUAGUUUUUGUGGACUUGUUUUUUGUUGCGCUUCUCUCAUUGUUUCUGCCUGAAGAGUGAAGACUUUGGACAGUUUUUUUUUGCAGAAUGGGGCAAUUUGAAUUUCCCUGACAUUAAUGAUACUUUGCUGUCAACUUUGUAAGUUUGAAAAUCAAAGGAAAGAAAGGCAUAAUUUUAACAACAGUAUUAAAAUGCAGUUUUUAUCGCUGCUGGAAGUGUGCUGUGCCUACAUUUAUUCAUGUAUUUAUUUUGACUUAAGAUGAUGGACAGAUUCAAAGAUUCUCUUGUCUCAUUGGGGGAGACGUUGGGGCACAGAUUGUCACAGAUCAAACAAUGGCUAGAAUAUUUAGAGACUGUGGUAAGUUGAAUCAUAAUAAUAACCUUUAUUUAUCCAUCUUUUAAAAAUAUAUGCAAUGGAUUUACAAUACUAUAAAAUGCUAUCAAGUGAUUACUCUAAUAAAAAAGUAAGAAAAGUAGGUAAGUAAGUAAGUCCAAGUAAGUAAGUAAAAAUAACAGGUCAUUAAAGAAGUCUAGCAGCUCUUGCUAUAAAUGAAUUUGCAUGUCGUUGCGUCCCUGACUGUGGUAUUGCUACUGAACCUGGUUUGGAUCUUAAGUUAUAGCCGUGGCUGGUAUUUAGCUUAGUGAGAAAAAUUUGAUUUGGGUGGUUAAUAUAAUUCACAAUUCUUACUAAUUCACGCUUUGUUGCUACAUUGCACCUGUCCUCUAGUGUUGGAAGGAAUGUUCUUGGUAUCCUGAUGAUAUCUACACACCUGUUUUGUAAAGACUGCAACUCUUCUUCAAGGUGCUUUGGCAAGCCGCCCCACAGUGGGGAGGCAUAUUCGAGAAGUGGGCGUUUUCUGGUACAAUAAUAUAUCCUGAUGCUGAUCUCUGUAGGUAGGUUUGCUUUCAUACAUUCCCUCAAAAAAUACAAUCUCUUGCUGGUUUUCUUUACAGUCAGUUCAACACGGUAAUUCCAACAUAGGUUGUCUUGUUGCCAUACCCCCAGUAGCUUAAACUUGCAUACCCUCUCUCUUACAACCAGGGGUCUUAGAACCAGGGGUUCUUACAAUCGGGGGUCUUACAAACCGGGGUUCUUACAACCAGAAGCCUUAGAACCAGUGGUUUUUACAAUCGGGGGUCUUAACACUAAGGGUUCUUACAACCAUGGGUCUUACAACCAGGGGUCUUAGAACCAGGGGUUCGUACAACCGGGGUCUUAAACCAGGGGUCUUACAUCCAGGGGUUCUUACAACCAGUGGUUCGUACAACUGGGGGUUCAAGGGUUCCGACAAUUAGGGGUCUUACAACCAGGAGUUCUUAUAACCAUAGGUCUUACAACCAGGAGUUCUUAUAACCAGAGGUCUUACAACCAGGGAUCUUACAACCAGAGCAUCUUAGGACCAGGGGGGGUUCUUAUAACCGGGGGUCUCAAAACUAAGGGUUCCGACAAUUAGGGGUCUUAAAACCAGGAGUUCUUAUAACCAGAGGUCUUACAACCAGGAGUUCUUAUAACCAGAGGUUCUUACAACCAGGGGUCUUACAACCAGAGCGUCUUAGGGGACAUACCGUCUGUCUGACAGCGUGCUGUUCUUAAAACCAGGGUCUUUCAACCAGGGGGUUCUUGGGGUCUUACAACCAGGUUUUCUUACAACUGGGGUCUUACAACCAGGGGUUCUUACAACUAAAAGUCUUAUGACCAGGGUUCUUUUCAACCGGGGGUCUCACAACUAGGGGUUCCGACAAUUAGAGGUCUUACCACCAGGGGUCCUUAUAACCAGCAGUCUUACAACCAGGGGUUCUUACAACCAGGGGUCUUACAACCAAGGGUUCUUACAACCGGGGGUCUUUUAACCUGAGGUUCUUACAACCUUGGGUCUUACAACAAGGGGUUCUUACAACCAUGGGUCUUAGAACCGGGGGUCUUACAACCAAGGGUUCUUAAAGGCGGGGGUCUUACAACCAGUGGUUCUUACAACAAGGGGUUCUUACAAGCUUGGGUUUUUAAAACCAGGGGUCUUAGAACCAGGGGUUCUUACUACCGGGGGUGUUACAACUAGUGGCUCUUACAACCAUCAGUGUUACAACCAGGGGUUCUUACUACUGGGGGUCUUACAACCAGGGGUCUUACAAGCAGGGGUUCUUAAAACCAGGGGUCUUACAACCAGCGGUUCUUACAACCAGGGUUUCUUCCAACCAGGUGUUCUUACAACCGGGGGUCUUACAAGCAGGGGUUCUUACAACCAGGGUUUCUUACAAGCAGCGGUCUUACAAGUAGGGGUUCUUACAACCAGUGGUUCUUGCAACCGGAGGUCUUACAACCAGGGGUUCUUACAACAAGGGGUCUUACAACCAGGGGUUCUUGUUACUGGGGGUCUUACAACCAGGGGUUCUUGCAACCAGGGGUCUUACAAUCAGGGGUCCUUACAACCGGAGGUGUUACAACCAGGGGUUCUUACAACCAGUGGUCUUACUCUUUAACCAGGGGUUUUUACAAUCAGGGGUCCUUAGAACAAAAGCGUUUACGACCAGGGUGUUACAAGCAGGGGUUUUGUGCGAUUAGGGGUUCUUACAACCAGGGGUCUCACAACCAGGGGUUCCGACAAUUAGGGGUCUUACAACCAAGGGUUCUUACAACCAGGGGUUCUUACAACCAGUGGUCUUAGAAGUAGGAGUUCUUACAUCCAGCUGUCUUACAACUAGGGGUUCUUACAACCAGGGGUCUUACAACUAGGGGUUCUUACAACCAGGGGUCUUAAAACCAGGGGUCCUUACAACCAGGGUUCUUACAACAGAGGGUUUUAGAAGCAGGGGUUCUUACAUCCGGGGGUCUUACAACCAGAGUAUCUUACAUCCAGGGCUGUUAGAAGCAGGUGUUCUUACAGCCAAGGUUUCUCACAACUGUUGAAGGAAGGAUUCAUUUUAAGAUUCUUCUUAUCACAUAAAAGAUCUUAAAUGGACAAUCUGCUGGAUAUCUGGAACUGCUGAUUAAUGAUUAUCAUCCAUCAAGAGCUCUAUGAUCGUCAUCCCUUUCGCUAUUAUGAAUCCCAGCCAUAAAAUCCAAAACACUGCAGCACCUCAGUUAUGGAACACUACCCUAGAAUAUGAAAAAUGCGGACAGUGAUACAACAUUUAAAACAAAACUUAAAACAUUUCCAUUCAGGAAAUGUUUCAAUUGAUUCUCGUACUUAACAUUUUAGUUUUUUUAAAAGUUUUACAAUACUUGAUUAUUGAUUUUCAUGCCUUACAUUUUAGGAUUUUUAAGUUUUGCAAGUUGGUUUUUUAAAGUUUUUGCAAACAUAACAUUUUGGUUUUUUUUUUUAAAUUUUACAAUACUUGAUGUAUAAUGUUACAAUUGAUUUUCAUGCUUAACGUGUUAGGAUUUUUAAAGUUUUACAAUACUUGAUGUAUAAUGUCACAAUAGGCUAGAAAUGUAAUGAUCUUCAAUCGGCUUUCAUAAUGUAAAGCGCAUUGAAAAUAGAAAUGCGCUUAAUAAGAAUCUAUAUUAUUAUUAUUAUUUAACUAGAAAACUAGAAGGUGUUCUUACAACCAGGGGUCUUACAAGAGGGUCUUACAACCACGGGUUCUUAAAACCGGGGUCUUACAAUUAGGGGUUCCUACAAAGGGUUUCUUACAGGCAGGUCUUAGAACAACGGCAGGUGUCCACAACCUUUUCAACAAUUAGGGUCUUAAAGCCAGGGUUCUUACAACCAGCGGUCAGGGGUCUUAGAACCAGGGUUCUUACAGUCGGGGUCUUAGAACUAGGGGUCCUUACAACCAGGGGCUCUUUCAACCAGUUGUUCUUACAACAUGGUGUCUUAGAAGCAGGGUUUUUUUUAGGGCUUUUACAACAGGGGGUCUUACAACCAGGGUUCUUACAACCAGGGUUCUUACAACCAGCGGUUUUUACAACCAGGGUUUCUUAUAACCAUGGGUCUUACAACCAAGGGUUCUUACAAUCAGGGGUCUUACAACAAGUUGUUCUUACAACUAAGGGGUUCUUACAACUAAAGGUUCUUACAACCAGGUUUUCUUACAACCAGGGGUUCUUACAACCAGGGUUUUCUUACGAUCGGGGUCUUACAACCAAGGUUCAGGGUUACAAUCAGGGGUUUUACAACAAGGGGUUCUUACAACCGGGGUUCUUACAACCAUUGGUUCAGGAGUUGUUACAGGGCUUUUAGAACCAAGGGUUCUCUACAACGAGGGGUCUUAAAACCAGGGGUUUUUACAACCAGGUGUUUUUACAACUGGGGUUCUUACAAGCAGGGGUUGGUACAACCAGGAGUUGUUACAACGGGGGGUUUUACCACCUGGGGUUCUUACAACAAGGGGUUCUUGCAACCAGGGGUUCUUUCAACUGAGGGUCUUAGAACCAGGGGUUCGUACAACCGGGGGUCUUACAACCAGGGGUCUUAGAUGCAGGGGUUCUUACAACCAGUGGCUCGUACAACUGGGGGUCUUACAACCAGAGGUUCUUACAACCAGCGGUUUAAGGGUUCCGACAAUUAGGGGUGUUACAACCAGGAGUUCUUAUAACCAGUGGUCUUACAACCAGGGUUCUUAGAAGCAGAGAGUCUUAGGACCAGGGGUUCUUACAACCAGAGGUCCUAGAAACAGGGGUUCUUACAACUGGGGGUCUUAGAAUGAGGGGUUCUUACAACCAGGGGUCUUUCAACUAAUGGUUCUUACAACCAGUGGUCUUACAACUAGGGGUUCUUACAACCAGGGUUUCCUACAACCGGGGGUUCAUACAACCGGGGGUUCAUACAACCGGGGUUCUUACAACCAGGGGUCUUAGAAGCAGAGGUUCUUACAACCAGUGGUCUUACAACUAGGAGUUCUCACAACCAGGGGUCUUACAACCAGGGGUUCCUACAACCAGGGAUUCUUACAACCGGGGAUCUUACAAUCAGGGAUCCUUACAACCAGGGGUCUUACAAGUAAUGGUUCUUUCAACCAGAGGUCUUACAACCAGGUUUUCUUACAACUUGGGGACUUACAACCAGGGGUUCUUACAACUAACAGUCUUAUGACCAGGGGUUCUUAUAACCGGGGGUCUCACAACUAGGGGUUCCGACAAUUAGGGGUCUUACUACCAGGAGUUCUUAUAACCAGCAGUCUUACAACCAGGGGUCUUAGAACCAGAGGGUCUUAGAACCACCGUUGGUGUUACAACUAGGGGUUCUUACAACCGUCUGUCUGACAACCUGUGGUUCUUAAAACCAGGGGUCUUUCAACCAAGGGGUCUUACAACCAGGGCUCUUACAACCAGGGGUCUUUCAACCAGGUUUUCUUACAACUGGGGGGCUUACAACCAGGGGUUCUUACAACUAAAAGUCUUACGACCAAUAGUUCUUUCAACCGGGGGUCUCACAACUAGGGGUUCCGACAAGUCUUACCACCAGGGGUUCUUAUAACCAGCAGUCUUAAAACCAGGGGUUCCUACAACCAGGGGUCUUCAAACCAGGGGUUCUUACAACCGGGGCUCUUUUAACCUGGGGUUCUUACAACCUUGGGUCUUACAACAAGGAUUUCUUACAACCACAGGUCUUAGAACCGGGGGUCUUACAACAAGGGGUUCUUACAACCUUGGUUCUUCCAACCAGGGGUUCUUACAAGUGGGGGUCUUACAACCAGGGGUUCUUACAACCAGGGGUCUUACAACAAGGGGUUCUUACAACCUUGGGUCCUUAAAACCAGGGGUUCUUACUGCCGGGGGUGUUACAAGUAGUGGCUCUUACAACCAUCAGUCUUACAACCAGGGGUCUUAUAACCAGGGGUUCUUACAACCAGGGGUCUUACAAGCAGCGGUUCCUAAAAUCGGGGGUCUCACAACCAGCAGUUCUUACAACCAGGGUUUCUUACAACCAGGGCUCUUACAACUACGGGUUCUUCCAACCAGGUGUUUUUACAACCAGGGAUCUUACAAUCAGGGGUUCUUACAACCGGAGGUCUUACAACCAGGGGUUCUUACAACAAGGGGUCUUACAACCAGGGGUUCUUGUAACUGGGGUUCUUACAACCAGGGGUUCUUACAACAACUGGUCUUACAACCAGGGGUUCUUACAAGGAGAGGUCUUACAACCAGGGGUUUUUACAACCAUGGCUCUGACAAGCAGGGGUUCUUACGACCGGGGGUCUUACAACCAGGGGUUCUUACAACCAGGGCUCUUACAACCAUUGGUUCUUGCAAGCAGGGGUCUUACAAUGAGGGUCCUUACAACCGGAGGUCUUACAACUAGGGGUUCUUUCAAUCAGUGGUCUUAUAACCAGGGGUUUUUACAAUCAGGGGUUCUUAGAACGAAGGGGUUUAGAACCAGGAUGUUACAAGCAGGGGUCUUGUGGGAUUCGGGGUUCUUACAACCAGGGGUCCCACAACCAGGGGUUCCGACAAUUAGGGGUCUUACAACCAAGGGUUCUUACGACCAGCGGUCUUACAACCAGGGGUCUUAGAAGCAGGAGUUCUUACAUCCAGCUGUCUUACAACUAGGUGUUCUUACAACCAGGGGUGUUACAACUAGAGGUUCUUACAACUAGGGGUCUUAAAACCAGGGGUUCUUACAACAGAGAGCUUUAGAAGCAGGGGUUUUUAUAAACAGGGGUUCUUACAACCGGGGGUCUUACAACCAGGGUAUCUUACAUCCAGGGCUCUUAGAAGCAGGAGUUGUUACAACCAGGGGUUCUUACAACCAGGGGUUCUUACAACCAAGGUUUCUCACAACUGUUGAAGCAAGGAUUCAUUUUAAGAUUCUUCUUAUCACAUAUAAGAUCUUAAAUGGACAAUCUGCUGGAUAUCUGGAACCUCUGAUUAAGGAUUAUCAUCCAUCAAGAGCUCUACGAUCAUCAUCCCGCUCGCUAUUAUGAAUGCCAGCCAUAAAAUCCAAAACACUGCAGCACCUCAGUUAUGGAACACUACCCCAGAAUAUAUAAAAAAUGUGGACAGUGAUACAACAUUUAAAACAAAACUUAAAACAUUUCCAUUCAGGAAAUGUUUCAAUUGAUUCUCAUACUUAACAUUUUAGUUUUUUUAAAGAGUUUUACAAUACUUGAUUAUUGAUUUUCAUGCGUUACAUUUUAGGAUUUUUAAGUUUUGCAAGUUGGUUUUUUACAGUGUUUGCAAACAUAACAUUUUGGUUUUUUUUUUAAAAUUUUACAAUACUUGAUGUAUAAUGUUACAAUUGAUUUUCAUCCUUAACGUGUUAGGAUUUUUAAAGUUUUACAAUACUGGAUGUAUAAUGUCACAAUAGGCUAGAAAUGUAAUGAUCUUCAAUCGGCUUUCAUAAUGUAAAGUGCAUUGAGGAUAGAAAUGCGCUUAAUAAGAAUCUAUGUUAUUAUUAUUAUUUAACUAGAGGUCUUACAACUAGGGGUUCUUUCAACCAGGUGUUCUUACAACUGGGGGUCUUACAAGCAGAGGUCUUACAACUAGGGGUUCUUAAAACCGGGGGUCUUACAAUCAGGGGUUCCUACAACCAGGGUUUCUUACAGGCAGCGGUUUUACAACUAGGGGUUCUUACAAGCAGGGAUUCUUACAACCGCAGGUCUCACAACCAUGGGUUCCGACAAUUAGGGGUCUUACAGCCAGGGGUUCUUACAACCAGCGGUCUUACAACCAGUCUUAGAAUCAGGGGUCUUAGAACCAGGAGUUCUUACAGUCGGGGGUCUUAGAACUAGGGGUUCUUACAACCAGGGGUCUUAAAACCAGCGCUCUUUCAACCAGUUGUUCUUACAACAUGGUGUCUUAGAAGCAGGGGUUUUUAUAAACAGGGCUUCUUACAACCGGGGGUCUUACAGCCAGGGGUUCUUACAACCAGGGGUCUUACAACCAGGGGUUCUUACAACUGGAGGUCUUACAACCAAGGGUUCUUACAACCUUGGGUCUUACAACAAGUUGUUCUUACAACCGGGUGUCUUACAACUAAAGGUUCUUACAACCAGGUUUCCUUACUACCAGUGGUUCUUACAACAAGGAGUUCUUUCCACCAGGGGUUCUUACAACCAGGGGUCUUACAAGCAGGGGUUCUUACAAUCAGGGGUUUUACAAAAAGGGGUUCUUACAACCUGGUUGUUACAGCCAUUGGUUCUUACAACCAGGGCUUUUAGAACCGAGGGUUCUUACAACGAGGGGUGGUAGAACUAGGGGUUCGUACAACGAUGGGUCUUACAACCAGGGGUUCCUACAACGAGGGUUUCUCACAACCAGGGGUCUUACAAGUAGGGGUUCUUACAACCAGGUGUUUUUACAACUGGGGUCUUUACAAGCAGGGGUUGGUGCAACCACGAGUUGUUACAACUGGGGGUUUUACCACCUGGGGUUCUUACAACAAGGAGUACUUACAACCAGGGGUUCUUUGAACUGAGGGUCUUAGAACCAGGGGUUCAUACAACCAAGGGUUCUUAUUACCAAGGGUCUUGCAACCAAGGGUGUUACAACCAGGGUUCUUACAACCAGGGGUUUGUACAACAAGGGGUUCCUACAACUGGGGGUCUUACAACCAGGGGUCUCACAAUUAGGGGUUCUUACAUCCAAGGGUGUUACAAGAGGGGUUUUAGAACCAGGGGUUUUUACAAACAGGGGAUGUUACAACUGAGGGUCUUACAACCAGGGUUUCUUACAAGUGGGUGUAGUACAAUUAGGGUUCUUAUAACCUGGGGACUUAGAACCCGGGGUCUUACAACCAGGGGUCUUACAACCAGGGGUUCUUACAACCGGGGGUGUUACAACCAGGGGUCUUACAACCACGGGUUUGUAUAAGCAGGGGUUCUUAGAACCAGGGGUCUUACAAGCAGGAGUUUUUAUAACCAGGGUCUUACAACCAGGUUUUCUUACAACCAGGGUACUUACAACCAGGGGUUCUUACAAGCAAGGGUCUGACAACCAGGGAUUCUUACAACCGGGGGUGUUACAACCAGGCGCUCUUAUAAUUAGGUGUCUUACAACCAGGGGUUCUUACAGCCAAGGCUUUUACAACCAGUGGUCUUACAUCCAGGGGUUCUUACAACCAUUGUUUCCUGCGACCAUGUGUCUUACAAUCAGAGGGUUUUACAACCAGAGGUCUUACAAUUAGGGGUUCUUACAACCAGGGGUCUUAAAAUCAGAGGUUCUUACAACCAGAGGUCUUACAAUUAGGGGUUCUUACAACCAGGGGUCUUAAAAUCAGAGGUUCUUACAACCAGAGGUCUUACAAUUAGGGGUUCUUACAACCAGGGGUCUUAAAAUCAGAGGUUCUUACAACCAGAGGUCUUACAAUUAGAGGUUCUUACAAUAAUCUGCUGUUACCUUAAGGGGUUCUUUAAACCGGGGGUCUUAGAACCAUGGGUUCUUACACCCAGGGGGUCUUACAACAAUCGGUUUUUACAACAGGGGUUUUUAUGACAAGGGGUUCUUACAACCAGGGGUUCCGACAGUUAGGGGUCUGACAAGCAGGGGUUCCUACAACCGGGGGUCUUACAACAAGGGUUCCUUACAACCAGGGGUCUUACAACCAGGGCUUGUUACAACCAGGGGUCUUAAAAGCAGGGGUUCUUACAUCUGGGGGUCUUAGAACUAGGGGUUUUUACAACCAGGGGUCUUAAAACCAAAGGCUCUUUAUCAACCAGGGGUUCUUACAACCGGAGGUCUUAGAAGCAGAGGUUUUUAAAACCAGCGGUUCUUUACAACCGGGCGUCUUACAACCAGGGGUUGUUACAACAGUACUGGGGGUCUUACAACCAGGGGUUCUUACAACCGGGUGUCUUACAACCAGGGUUCUUACAACCGGGUGUCUUAAAACCAGGGGUUCUUAUCACGAGAGCUGACAUGGUGGAUUUGAUUAUGGUGAGGUAAAUAUUGUAACUCUACAUUUCCAAAAUUUGAAGUUUGAUUUUGAGUAUUUGCUUGGAUCAUGGUCUUCCUUGAAUAGGGUUUUUCUGUCAUAAGUGCAGUUCCUUAAAGCUGUUUUUAGUCAAUGAUUGCAGUCCAAGUAAAGAAGUGUUUUCACACUUUGUUAAUGAAUUAGAAUCAUCUCUUAUUUCAAAUUUUCCAUUUUUGCAUUAUAAUUUCACGUAGUUGAUUAUGGUAAGCCAAGCUGCUUUGCUGAUUUUACUUAACUUGAAAAUUUUAUAACCAUUAAGCUUUGUUCACUGAAAAACUUUGGAUCGCUUUCUUUCAGGAGAAAACUAACUCUAAUGCGUCAGCAAAGACCAAUGAUAGCUCCGCAACGCCAUUAUCUGCACAGGUAAUUCUGUGUAGUAACUAUUUUUAACAACUUGUAGUUAUGAAGGUUUGGCCUAUAAAAGAGAAUUUCAUCCAUGUGCAUUUAUAUUGGCUGCAUUGCAGCCGGCCCACAGAAGGUUUAUGGUGUCUGUAAUGCAGGCCACAUUUAUACCCUCACUCAAAAGAAGUAUAAUAUUUUGAUUCUGUUUUAAAAUAACUUCAUUUCUCCAGCAAAUUUGAACAUCAGUCGUUUGGCGAAUAUGCAAGUAUUUAGUUUUUAACGUCUGCAGUCAGUUGGUCUGAACGUCUAGUAGUAACUUCCCGAGCGCCUACAAUUUGUAGAUAUUUAAAGUAGGUUUUAGUGCAGGCAACUUUUGUUUUUCACUUCUAUGAACUACGUGAACGUCUUACAUGUAUGCUUUAACUGAAACGUUUGUAAAAUUUUGUUAUGAUCAUGUUUAAAUCGCGGUAACUGAAACUGAUACUCCAUUUUUUUAUUUUGUUCUUUAGAAAGAUCACUUUGCAGGAGACCGAUACAAAGAAUUCUUAAAGGAACAAAGAAAGAGGGAAGAAGACCUGGCAGCUAAACGUAAAAGUGCAACCAAGAAACUGAAUUUUCCUGAUUCUUCCCACGAUGUCAUCAUGAAAAAGAUUGAUUCUCCAGACAACAUCAGCCUGAUAAAAAAGCAGCUUGAGGCACAAACAAGAGAGCAUAAUCUUCUAAAGAAUCAGAUCCCAGAUCACGAGCAAUUCUUAAAGGUAAGCACAAAGCAAUGUAGUUUCUUUAUUCUCUGUCAAGAAUCAGGUUGCAGUGGCUACCAAAAUAAUAAUAGCAACAGGCCCCCUCAAAAUGUUCUUUCUUUCAGUCUUCUUUUUUAGUUUUUGUGGACUUGUUUUUUGUUGCGCUUCUGUCAUAGUUUGUGGUUGAAGAGCGAAGACUUUGGACAGUUUUUUUUUGCAGAAUGGGGCGAUUUGAAUUUCCCUGACAUUAAUGAUACUUUGCUGUCAACUUUGUAAGUUUGAAAAUCUAAGGAAAGAAAGGCAUAAUUUUAAGAACAGUAUUAAAUCCACUUUGUAUCGCUGCUGGAAGUGUGCUGUGCCUACAUUUAUUCAUGUAUUUAUUUUGACUUAAGAUGAUGGACAGAUUCGAAGAUUCUCUUUUCUCAUUGGGGGAGACGUUGGGGCACAGAUUGUCACAGAUCAAACAAUGGCUGGAAUAUUUAGAGACUGUGGUAAGUUGAAUAAUAAUAAUAACCUUUAUUUAUCCAUCUUUUAAAAAUAUAUACAAUGGAUUUACAAUACUAUAAAAUGCUAUCAAGUGAUUAUUCUAAUAAAAAAGUAGGUAAGUAAGUCAGUAAGUAAACAUAACAGGUCAUUAUAAAUAAGUCUUGCAGCUCUUGCUAUAAAUGAAUUUGCAUGUCUUUGCGUCCCUGACUGUGGUAUUGCUACUGAGUGAACCUGGUUUGGAUCUUAAGUUAUAGCGGUGGCUGGUAUUUGGCUUAGUGAGAAAAAUUUGAUUUGGGUGGUUAAUAUAAUUUACAACUCUUUCUAAUUCACGUUUUGUUGCUAUGUUGCACCUGUCCUCUAGUAUCUUGGUAUCCCGAUGAUAUCUACACACCUGUUUUGUAAAGACUGCAACUCUUCUGCAAUGUACUUUUGCAAACCGCCCCACAGUGGGUGGCAUAUUCGAGAAGUGGGCGUAUUUUGGUACAAUAAUAUAUCCUGAUGCUGAUCUCUGUAGGUAGGUUUGCUUUCAUACAUUCCCUUAAAAAAUACAAUCUCUUGCUGGCUUUCUUUACAGUUUGAGUUCAACAUGGUAAUUCCAACAUAGGUUGACAGUUUAAACAAGAAGCCCUUUAACCCACUCCUUGACAAGCAUUUUUAAAGAAGAUUUUAUAGUAUGUUUAUAUGUUUGACCAAUACAAGGGUGAGGAUUCUGUGAUUUUAAGAGCUGUGCAGCUGCAAGCUGUAACCUAAUUAAGAAUAAAUGAAAUGACAAUAAUAAUAGUGAUAUUAGAUUGUUACAAAGAAUAAUAAUAUCAAAAGUAGGUUGAGUUUGUCCAGGUGAACGUAGUCUCCAUUUUGGUGACGUCCGCCAGUGUGACAACACAAUUUGUGCUUUGAACUAAAAAUCCAAAAAAAGUUUUCAGUCAUUAAUUGUAGUCCAUCGAGCAAGUUUAGUUAACAAAUAACAAAAAUCAUAAGAUAUACAGAAAUUUAGCACACAUGCAACAUUUGAGGGGUAGUUUGGUCCCAUCGUGGCAAUGCGGUUUUGAAUGUUCAAAACUAUGUGCCUAAAAUUGAAAUUAUCGUGACACAUCUAUUUUAGGUAUUUUGUCUGCAAGCUUGCUUUCAGUUUAUUGAUAUUUUUUGACCUUCACCUUCACAAUUCUGCAGUUAUCUCUUGUGGUAAAAUUGUAGAGCAGAGACUGAUGUGUUUUUUUUCUUUUCAUUUUGCUAGAUUUUUUUUGUUGUGUCCAAAGAUAGACAUUGAUUGAAAUUAUGCAUUAUGAAAAAUUAGCAACAUUGAGUUGUUGGAAUACGUUUUUUUAUUAGAAAGGGGAAAUUACAGAGAAUUUACUAGAAAGAGUCACCGAAGAAGGCUACAUCAUUGACUUAAAGCAGCACCAGGUGAUGAAAACUAUUAUUACAGUGCUGCCAUUCUUUAAAUAGGGUUCAAAGCCGGUCUGGUGAAAAUCUCAUUUUGCUUAUAAUAUUAUUAAUAUUAUGAGUCCCAUCAUUAUGAUGUAAGUGAUUGCCAUAUGUGUGUUCAGUUUAUUUCUUUCCUGAUUGUCUAAAAUGAAAAUUGGGAGUUAAAUUAAAAUGACAAGCUUUACUAAAUAAAUGCUUGUUAUUUAAUUUUACAAAUUAUUUUACAAAUUAUUUUCCAUAUUUCCAAAUGGUCCAGCAGAUACAAAUUUAUUAUGAAAUUCAUCACUAAGACUUCAGAUACACUGUAUGUUGUGUGACUCCCAUUUCUUUUUUUUCUUUAUAAAUCAACAGGAUAAGGAAAAUGACCUUUGCAAUUCCAACUAAACCCCACUGAACAGACUUGCAACACGGUUGGGUUCAGGCAGUUUAUUGUAGCAUAUAAUACUUAUUUACAUAAAAUGGUAGUACUAACUAAAUAUAACCUGGUUGAAAACCUAGGCCCAUAAAUCAACUUACAAGACACAAAUCAAGGAAAUCAUAACUGCCUGUGGAGUGGGUGGGUGGAAAAGCAAAUUGUAAUACAGCCGAAAAGACUUGUUGUCUCACUAUUGGCUUGUAAAGCUAAAUGCUAAUCAUACAUUCCUGGAGCGUGGCUAAAUAACUCUCUUAUCUUAGCGGCUGUCAUGCGGUCAUACGCGCCCUUCCGGCCGCAGGGAUGCUCGCGGUUGCCUUUCUCCCACGCUGGUUGUCCAUUCACGGGUCUAGAUUUAUAUUAAUAGGGAUUAAUAUCCACUGUACAAGUAAUUUUGAUAUUAAAGGAGUUAUGGAUCAGGUGCUUAAUGCAUGGCUGAAUGCUUUGGGGAUCCUCAUGAAGAAUAAAUACAUAAUGUAUGUGAAUUUGAUAAUUAGAAUAAUUAAUGCAUUGGCUGAUGUGCUUCGUUAUGAAAUUAGAAUUAAUCAUCACAAUCACAGCUGAUUGGAUUAAUUACAAUAAAUAUUGAUAUAUGUAUUUUGAUUCUUACAUGUACAGCUCUUUGUUUAAUCUAAGAGUUGUUACUUUUUUUCUUAAUCUCCUUCUCCCUAUGCAACACUUGCCUAUUCUCAUCACUCUUUCCUUUUCAUAAUUUGUCUACACAUUCCUUAAUUCUUUUCUCUUAAAGCCUGAAUUUGUGGCUUACACUAUGAUGACCGUUUGUUAACUAAUUGACUAGUAUGUAUGUCUGUGGGUGCUGUAAGUUUGAUUUGAUUUUUUGUUUCAGGUUUAGAGAACAAGACUGUGUUAUCAUAACACUUUCAAGUGUUACACAUGUAGCAAUAGUUCAGAGUCAGAUUAAAAGGUAAUUAUGCAUAAUCCGUUUUCCAAUCCAUGUUACUGAGCCUGAAACUUUCUUUUCUUCAUUUGUUAUUUAUCAUUGUAAGAGUGGAUUACUUUGUUGAAAAUGAGUAAUAAAUCCAACUCCUUCGAAAGUGAUCUACUGAAUUUCCAAAAAGGACCCGUUCCGUACAAAAGCUGAUUACAUCAUUUUGUUUACUAUAAUAACAUCUAACCUAUUAAGGGUAAAAGUGAUUUAUCUCUAAUCCAAUAAAAAAGUGGUUAAUAUGACAGCUCCUAGUAACGUAAUGACAAAAUACUAAAAACAAAACAAAAAAAAUGUCACACUAUAAUUUUCAGAAAAAUAAUAUUGACAUACUUGAUUUUUUUAAUAACUGCAAAUUGUGUCUCUGAGGACAUUAUUAUUGUUAUUAUUAUGACUCAAAUAUAUUGUUAUUGUGUGUGUAAGUUAUUUCAAUCAGAAUUUUUCCUAUUAAUUGUGUUGAAGAUACGCCUAGAAUGCCUGACACACGCCUCCCCAAGAGAGGGAAAUGGCAACAGGGUGGACAAAAGAGGCAAAGCACUAUAAGACUGUCUCAAAGCAUUGCUGUAAAUCUUUGAUAUAGAUGUUGAAACCUGGGAGACCUUGGCUCUAGACCAACCUGCCUGGCAUAGCAAAGUCAAUAAAGGCACUGUCCUUUUUUAGCUAAACAGGAUAACAGGGGCUCAGAGGAAGCGGGAGCUGUGCGAAUCCAAAGUGAUCUCCUUGACACCUGCUUAAGAAAAUCGCCAGUGUCUGGUAUGCGGCAGAGCCUUCUGCACAUGAUUGGAUUGACAAGCCACGGUGGGCAACACUGCACCUAAUACCUCUCUCAUGUGAUGUUCUUGGGCAUUGCUAAGAACAACGGACAAACAACAACAAAAACUGGAGUCACAUAACAAGGUAAUACAUUGGGUAUAAUGAUUGGACAGUAAUAGUUAUUCAUACUAGCUGAAGUACCAAAUUGGAAUCAUUGCAUGUGUGUUUGAUAAGCAUUGAAUUAAGAAAUGAAUUUAAUAUAAUGCAUUUUAAUUUGUGCUGUCAAUUAAGCAAGGUUUGUUAGUCUAUAUGUUGCAAGUAAUGUGGUAUUUCAGGUUGAUUUGUUUCAACCUAGGUCAAAAUAUAGUAUUAUUGAGCACUACACAUCUGCUUUAAAUCUAUUAGAGUAGUUUGAAUGAUAUUAAAAAGUUAACUGGGGGAAGAUAUGAAAGCUGUGAGUUUCCUCAGUUUGCUUCCAGGUGAUGUUUCUUGUAAAAAGAACACUCCUACAGCAGAAUUCAGUCUUGCAACCAGGGGCCUUACAACCAGUGGUCUUCCAACAAGGGGUUAUUUCAACCAGGGCUCUUACAACCAGGGGUUGUUACAACCGGGCAUCUUAUAACCAGGGGUUCUUACAACCGGGGACCUUAAAACCUGGGCCCAGUUAUUCGAAGGCUGAUUAGCCCUUAACCUGGGGUAUAAUUUAGCCAGGGUUUCUUUUUUUGUGUUCAAAAGCAUUUUCUCGCAUUAUUUUCUGUUAUAUUUAGAGUUGAAACUGAAAUGGUUUUCAAGCUUUCAAAUCUAAAUUCAAAUCUUGCACUAACCGUGGGUCAUCUUAACCCAGCUUUGAACAACUCGGCCCGGGGGUCUUACAACCAGGGGUUGUUACAACCAGGGGUCUUACAACCAGGAGUUCUUACAACCGAGGAUCUUACAACCAGGGGUCUUACAACCAGGGGUUCUUACAACCGGGGGUCUUACAACCGGUGCUUCUUACAACGAGGGGUCUUACAACCAGGGGUCUUACAAGCAGGGGUUCUUACAAGCAGGGGUUCUUACAACCAUUGGUCUUACAACCAGAGGUCUUACAACCAGGGGUUCUUACAACUGGGGGUCUUAAAAACGAGGGGUUUUAACAACCGGGGGUCUUAAGAGCAGGGGUUCAUACUACCAGGGGUCUUACAAACAGGAAUUCUUACAACCAGGGGUUCUUACAACUGGGAGUCUUACAACCAGGGGCCUUACAAGCAGGGGUCUUACAACCAGAGGUCCUAUAACCAGGGGCUGUUACAACCGGGCGUCUUAUAACCAGGGGUUCUUACGACCGGGCGUCUUACAACCAUAGGUUCUUACAACUGGGUGUCUUACAACUAGGGGUUCUUACAAGUGUGGGUCUUCCAACCAGGGGUUCUUACAACCAGUGUCUUGCGACUGGGGGUCUUACAACCAGGGGUUUUUACAACCAGGGGUUGUUACAACCGUCGGUCUUACAACCAGGGGUUCUUACAAUGGGGGGUCUUACAACCGGAGGUUUUACAACCAAGGGUUUUUACAACCAGGGGUUCUUACAACCAGGCAUCUUACGAUCAGAGGUUCUUACAACCGGGGGUCUUACAACCAAAGGUUCUUACAACCGGGAGUGUUACAACUACGGGUUUUUACAACCAGGGGCUCUUACAACCGGGGGUCUUAACACCAGAGGUUCUUACAACCUGCGGUUCUUACAAGCGUGGGUCUUUCAACCAGGGGUUCUUACAACCAGGGUCUUACAACCGUGGGUCUUACAACCAGGGGUUUUUACAACCAGGGAGUCUUACAACCAGGGGUCUUACAACUGGGGGUCUUAUAACCAGGGGUUCUUACAAUCGCGGGUCUUAAAACCAAGGGUUGUUACAACUGUUGGUCUUACAACGAGGGGUUUUUACAUCUGGGGUUCUUACAACCAGGGGUUUUACAAUGAGAGGUUCUUACAACUGGGGGUCUUACAAACGCGGGUCUUACAAGCAGGGCUUUUACAACCAGGGUUCUUACAAUUUGGGUCCAGUUGUUUGAAGGCCGAUUAGCGUUUAACCUGGGGAUAGAUUUAACCCGGGUUUCUUUUUUUUUGUGUUUAAAAGCAUUUUCUCGCAUUAUUUUCUGUUAUAUUUAGAGUUUUCAAUCGUCUCCUUGUAGACAAAAAGAAUUAAAACUGAAAUGGUUUUCAAGCUUUCAAAUCUAAAUUCAAAUCUUGCACUAACCGUGGGUCAUCUUAACCCAGCUUUGAACAACUCGGCCCGGGGGUCUUACAACCAGGGGUUGUUACAACCAGGGGUCUUACAACCAGGAGUUCUUACAACCGAGGGUCUUACAACCAGGGGUCUUACAACCAGGGGUUCUUACAACCGGGGGUCUUACAACCGGUGCUUCUUACAACGAGGGGUCUUACAACCAGGGGUCUUACAAGCAGGGGUUCUUACAAGCAGGGGUUCUUACAACCAUUGGUCUUACAACCAGAGGUCUUACAACCAGGGGUUCUUACAACUGGGGGUCUUAAAAACGAGGGGUUUUAACAACCGGGGGUCUUAAGAGCAGGGGUUCAUACUACCAGGGGUCUUACAAACAGGAAUUCUUACAACCAGGGGUUCUUACAACUGGGAGUCUUACAACCAGGGGUCUUACAACCAGAGGUCUUACAACCAGGGGCUGUUACAACCGGGCGUCUUAUAACCAGGGGUUCUUACGACCGGGCGUCUUACAACCAUAGGUUCUUACAACUGGGUGUCUUACAACUAGGGGUUCUUACAAGUGUGGGUCUUCCAACCAGGGGUUCUUACAACCAGUGUCUUGCGACUGGGGGUCUUACAACCAGGGGUUUUUACAACCAGGGACUCUUACAACCAGGGGUCUUAUAACCAGGGGGUCUUACAAUUGUGGGUCUUAAAACCAGGGGUUGUUACAACCGUCGGUCUUACAACCAGGGGUUCUUACAAUGGGGGGUCUUACAACCGGGGGUUUUACAACCAAGGGUUUUUACAACCAGGGGUUCUUACAACCAGGCAUCUUACGAUCAGAGGUUCUUACAACCGGGGGUCUUACAACCAAAGGUUCUUACAACCGGGAGUGUUACAACUACGGGUUUUUACAACCAGGGGCUCUUACAACCGGGGGUCUUAACACCAGAGGUUCUUACAACCUGCGGUUCUUACAAGCGUGGGUCUUUCAACCAGGGGUUCUUACAACCAGGGUCUUACAACCGUGGGUCUUACAACCAGGAGUUUUUACAACCAGGGAGUCUUACAACCAGGGGUCUUACAACUGAGGGUCUUAUAACCAGGGGUUCUUACAAUCGCGGGUCUUAAAACCAAGGGUUGUUACAACUGUUGGUCUUACAACGAGGGGUUUUUACAUCUGGGGUUCUUACAACCAGGGGUUUUACAAUGAGAGGUUCCUACAACUGGGGGUCUUACAAACGCGGGUCUUACAAGCAGGGCUUUUACAAACAGGGUUCUUACAAUUUGGGUCCAGUUGUUCGAAGGCCGAUUAGCGUUUAACCUGGGGAUAGAUUUAACCCGGGUUUCUUUUUUUUUGUGUUUAAAAGCAUUUUCUCCGAUAAUUUUUUCUGUUAUAUUUAGAGUUUUCAAUCAUCAACUUGUAGACAAAAAGAACUAAAACUGAAAUACUUUUUAAGCUUUCGAAUCUAAAUUCAAAUCUCGCACUAACCGUGGGUUAUCUUAACCCAGCUUUGAAUAACUCGGCCCAGGGGUCUUACAACCAGGGCUUGUUACAACCAUUGGUCUUACAACCAGGGAUUUUUACAACCAGGGGUUUUUACAACCAGGGGUCUUACAACCAGGGAUCUUACAACCUGGGGUUGUUACAACAAGGGUUCUUACAACCGGGGGUCCUACGACCAGGAGUUCUUACAACCGGGGUUAUUACAACCAGGGGUUCUUAUAACCUGGGGUUCUUUUAACCGUGGGUCUUCCAACCCACGGUUCUUACAACCGGGAGUCUUACAACCAGGGGUCUUACAACGAGGGGUCUUACAACCGGAGGUCGUACAACCGUGGGUCUUCAAACCAUGAGUUCUUACAACCGGGAGUCUUACAACCAGGAAUUCUUACAACCUGGGGUCUUACAACCACGGGUCUUACAAGCAGGGGUUCGUACAACUGGGGGUCUUACAACCAGGGGUUCUUACAACCAGGUGUUCUUACAACCAGGGGUCUUACAACCAGUGGUUUUUACAACCAGGGGUCUUACAACCAGCUGUUUUUACAAGCAGGGGUCUUACAAGCAGGGGUUCUUACAUCCGGGGUUCUUAAAACCAGAGGUUGUUACAACCAGGGGUCUUACAACCAGGGGUUCUUAGAACCUGGGGUCUUACAACCAGGCGUUCUUUCAACCAGGGGUCUUACAACCAGCGGUUUUUACAACCAGGGGUCUUACAGCCAGCGGUUUUUACAAGCAGGGGUCUUACAACCAGGGGUUCUUACAUCGGUCUUCUUACAACCAGGGGUUCUUACAACCAGGGGUUCUUACAUUACCAGGGGUCUUACAACCAGGGGUUCUUACGUCAGGGUGGCUUACAGCCAGGUGUUCUUACAACCAGGGGCUCUUACGGCCAGGGGUCUUACAACCAGGGGUUCUUACAACCAGGGGUUCUUAAAAACAGGGGUCUUACAACAAGCGGUUUUUACAACCAUGGAUCUUAUAACCAGUGGUUUUUCCAAGCAGGGGUUCUUACAACCACGGGUCUUACAACAAGCGGUUUUUACAACCAGGGGUCUUACAACCAGUGGUUUUUACAACCGGGGGUCUCACAACCAGCGGUUUACAACCAGCGGCUUACAAGCAGGGGUCUUAUAACCAGGGGUCUUAGAACCAGGGGUUCUUACAUCUUGGGGUCUUACAAGCGGAGGUUCUUACAACCAGGGCUCUUACAACCAGGGGUUCUUAAAACCACUGGUCUUACAACCAGGGUCUGACAACCAGUGCUUCUUACAACCAGGGGUCUUACAACCAGGGGUUCUUACAUCUGGGGGUCUUAGAACUAGGGGUUUUUACAACCAGGGGUCUUAAAAACAAAGGCUCUUUAUCAACCAGGGGUUCUUACAACCGGAGGUCUUAGAGGUUUUUAAAACCAGCGGUUCUUUACAACUGGGCGUUUUACAACCAGGGGUUGUUACAACAGUAUUAGGGGCCUUACAACCAGGGGUUCUUACAACCGGGUGUCUUACAACCAGGGUUCUUACAACCGGGUGUCUUAAAACCAGGGGUUCUUACCACGAGAGCUGAAGUGGUGUAUUUGAUUAAGGAGGAGGUAAAUAUUGUAACUCUACAUUUCCAAAAUUUGAAGUUUGAUUUUGAGUAUUUGCUUGGAUCAUGGUCUUCCUUGAAUAGGGUUUUUCUGUCAUAAGUGCAGUUCCUUAAAGCUGUUUUUAGUCAAUGAUUGCAGUCCAAGUAAAGAAGUGUUUUCACACUUUGUUAAUGAAUUAGAAUCAUCUCUUAUUUCAAAUUUUCCAUUUUUGCAUUAUAAUUUCACGUAAUUGAUUAUGGUAAGCCAAGCUGCUUUGCUGAUUUUACUUAACUUGAAAAUUUUAUAACCAUUAAGCUUUGUUCACUGAAAAACUUUGGAUCGCUUUCUUUCAGGAGAAAACUAACUCUAAUGCAUCAGCAAAGACCAAUGAUAGCUCCGCAAGGCCAUUAUCUGCACUG